AUGGCCUUUUCUGCUGUGUUCUCUCCUACUCUCAACCUUGCCAUUUCUUCCACCACAUACUACUGUAAAAGAAGAAAAUCAAACACAAAAAGUGUUUCAGUGAGAGCGAGCUCCACAGAGAAGGGUGAAUCCAAGGACAAAGAUGCCCCAGCGUUCAACCCUUUUGGGUUUGUCACUGACAACCCUUCGAGCCGCAGUGCUAUUCAAUUGCCUGAAAACCCUGCUGAGGAUGGCAACGUUGGCCAAAUGCUAUAUAGGAUAGAAGACAAGGGCAAGGAAUACGGGUCAUACGUUAAAUCUGGCAAGUUAAGAUGGUUUGUGAGAGAAACUGGGUCAGCAAGUAGCAGGAGAGGAACAAUUGUCUUCCUUCAUGGUGCCCCUAUGCAAUCUUUUAGCUACCGAGUUGUUAUGUCUCAGUUGUCGGAUGCAGGUUUCCAUUGCUUUGCACCAGACUGGAUAGGAUUUGGUUUCAGUGACAAACCACAGCCAGGAUAUGGUUUUAAUUACACAGAAAAGGAGUUCCAUGAUGCAUUGGAUAAACUGCUUGAGGUGUUAGAGGUCAACUCUCCCUUUUUCCUAGUUGUUCAGGGAUUUCUUGUAGGUUCAUAUGGACUAACUUGGGCCCUGAAGAACUCAAGCAAGAUAUCAAAGCUAGCAAUACUAAACAGUCCAUUAACAGAUUCAUCUCCCAUUCCUGGACUUUUUCAGAAGCUAAGAAUUCCUCUGUAUGGUGAAUUUACAAGCCAGAAUGCUAUUAUUGCUGAGCGGUUUAUUGAAGGAGGUAGCCCUUACGUUCUGAAAAAUGAAAAGGCUGACGUGUACCGGCUACCUUAUUUGUCAAGCAGUGGACCUGGAUUUGCUCUACUUGAAGCUGCAAGAAAAGCUAACUUCAAAGGUACUUUCAGUGAAAUAGCAGGAGGAUUUGCAACUGAGAGAUGGGAUAAACCAAUACUUCUUGCUUGGGGAUUAUCAGACAAAUACUUGCCCCAGUCUGUGGCAGAGCAGUUUCAAAAAGGAAAUCCAGCACAAAUCCAGCUGAAACUGAUAGAAGGAGCAGGUCAUAUGCCACAAGAGGACUGGCCUGAGAAAGUUGUUGAGGCUUUCAGAAUGUUCUUCUGA
Sphenostylis stenocarpa is the source of this 1119-nucleotide messenger RNA. NCBI's taxonomy places the organism in Eukaryota, Viridiplantae, Streptophyta, Magnoliopsida, Fabales, Fabaceae. The record is from the annotation of a GenBank genome assembly.